Messenger RNA from Balaenoptera ricei (Rice's whale), 3238 nucleotides. RefSeq names its product CWF19 like cell cycle control factor 2 (gene CWF19L2). Gene Ontology annotation, cellular component: post-mRNA release spliceosomal complex. The coding region runs from base 14 to 2689 and encodes 891 amino acids. NCBI's taxonomy places the organism in Eukaryota, Metazoa, Chordata, Mammalia, Artiodactyla, Balaenopteridae. The record is from RefSeq and is a predicted model, not a curated record. The transcript is spliced from 18 exons. Gene Ontology annotation, biological process: mRNA splicing, via spliceosome.
UACGACAACCACUAUGGCGGCUGCCGGUGGUGGAUUUGGAAGUGCGAGGAGCGUCGACGAGCGUAAAGAACAGACCCGGAUUGACAGGACCGAGGUGUUGCGACAGGCUAAAGCCAAUUUUGAAAAGGAAGAAAGGCAUAAAGAACUUAAACGACUUCGGGAUAAGGAAACAUGGAUGCUACCUGAUGUGAAUAAGCGAGUUGAACAGAUCUCACAGGAACACUGUGUGAAGAAAAAGAAGAAAAAAGACAAGCAUUCAAGAAAAGUAAAAAAAGAGAAGAAAAAAAAGAGCAAGAAACAAAAGUGUGAAAAAAACAAUGAGUCAACUGACAGUUCAUCAAGCUCUGAAGAUGAGUGGGUUGAGGCUGUUCCCUCCCAUACUACUGGCAAGGAAAAGGCCUGGAAGGUGAAAGAUGAAAAGUCAGAAAAAGAAGACAACCAAGUUAUUCAGAGGGAUGAAUGGAUGACUGUUGAUUUUAUGUCUGUUAAAACUAUGUCAUCAUUAUCACUCAAAGCUGAAAAGGAAACUAUAAGGAAAAUAGAGCAAGAGAAAACCCAAGCACUUGAACAGUUCAGACUGCUGGAAAGAGAAUUGAAUCCAUACUGGAAGGAUGGUGGGACAGGUCUUCCACCAGAAGACUGUAAUGUGUCAUCAGUUACUAAAGUAGUAGAAGAUGGUGGUUUAAGCUGGCUAAGGAAGUCUUACCAAAGAAUGAAGGAACAAGCUGAGAAACAAAACAGAAAUUUUGAAGACAUUGUAGCUGAAAGAUAUGGGUCAAUGGAAAUCUUCCAGUUGAAAUUAAAAGAAGCUGAGAAAACUGCGUUUAUGAAAGAAGACUGUAGACGAGAACGGUGGAGGAAACCAGCAUACUCAAAUAGAGCACAAAGUAGUCAGGAAAGUAGAAAAUCAGACUUAGUAAAAUAUAAUAAAAGUUCAAGAGAAAGAUAUAAUACAACAGAUAUUGCAAAGAAUAUCAAUAAAGAUAAGUUUAGUGGUGAUGAAAAAGAUAGUAGAUCUGGGUCUUUAGAAGCAUGUAGAAAAGAAUCCAGUCCAAAACAAAAUCAAGAGUUUUCUUCUCAUAUAAAUUUGAGACCUAAAUUCUUAAGACCCCCUGAUGAACUGUCAUUUCAUAGCAAGAACAGAAAUUUUGAACCAUCUAGUUCAUCUUCAGCACUGGUCUCUCAGGGUUCUGUACAUUGUGGUUUUCGAAAAUCCACAGAGAACAGUGAAGAAAGUUUAUCAUGGUGGAGUCGAUCUGAUGGGAGAGAAGGAGACAGGAAACAUUCAAAUCGAAAACCAUUAGAAACCAGUCACAGUGUUGACCGUGGACAAGUUUCAGAAGACGUGAGAGAAAAAUCACAGGGUGAAAGCUUGAGAGAGAACUCUCUGAAAAAAGAACACCUACAGGAUACAAAGUCUUCGCUUGCUGGGAGUAGUCCAGUGGAUGACUCUAUCCACAUCUUGAGUGUUGAUGAGAAGAACAAGUUGGGAGCCAGGAUUAUCAAGGCAGAGAUGAUGGGAAAUAUGGAAUUAGCUGAACAACUUAAAGCCCAACUUGACAAGGCAAAUAAAUUCGAAGACAACAUAAUGCAGAUAUCAUCAAAAAAAUCUGGGGUAGAGAAUGAAGAUCAGGAAGAAGUGAUCCUUGUCAGAACAGAUCAUUCUGGAAGAGUCUGGCCUGUGAACACACCACGAAAACAUCUGGAAUCUAAAGGAGGAAGAAGGAAGAGACUGAUUGCUUCAACCUAUGAGGAAAAAGAAAGGGUCAGAUACUUUCAUGAUGAUGAUAUUCUAAGACUAAAUGAUUUAGUCAAGAACGAAAAGAUGGGAACAGCAGAAAAUCAAAACAGACAUUUUAUGAAAAUGACAUCUAAGUUUAUGGGAAAAACAGAUGGAGACUAUUACACUCUGGAUGACAUGUUUGUCUCCAGAGCAGCUGAGAGAGAAUGUUUUGGUGAAGAGGAGGAGAAUCAGAGGAAAAAAGCUAUUGCUGAGCACCGGAGUCUUGCUGCACUAAUGGAAAAAUGUCUGUAUUGUUUUGACAGCUCUCAAUUUCCCAAGCACCUUAUUGUUGCAAUAGGUGUUAAGGUUUAUUUAUGUUUACCCAACUUACGAUCUCUUACUGAAGGGCACUGCUUGAUAGUCCCUUUGCAGCACUAUAGAGCAGCUACCUUAUUGGAUGAAGACAUCUGGGAGGAAAUUCAGAUGUUUAGAAAAUCAUUGGUAAAGAUGUUUGAAGAUAAAGGAUUGGACUGUAUCUUUUUAGAAACAAAUAUGAGCAUGAAGAAACAGUAUCAUAUGGUUUAUGAAUGCAUUCCUCUCCCAAAGGAAGUGGGUGAUAUGGCUCCCAUCUAUUUUAAGAAAGCCAUAAUGGAAACUGAUGAAGAAUGGUCUAUGAACAAGAAAUUGAUUGAUCUCUCUUCAAAAGAUAUCAGAAAGUCUGUACCCAGAGGCUUACCUUACUUCUCUGUGAAUUUUGGCCUCCAGGGAGGGUUUGCCCAUGUCAUUGAAGAUCAACGCAAAUUCCCUUAUUACUUUGGAAAGGAAAUCAUUGGUGGGAUGCUGGAUGUAGAACCAAGACUUUGGAGAAAAGGGAUCCGAGAAAGCUUUGAGGAUCAGAGGAAGAAAGUACUGCAGUUUGCUCAGUGGUGGAAACCAUUUGACUUCACCAAAAGUAAAACAUGUUGAGACAUACCUUUCAUUUUUUUAUGUCCUCUUCAGAUUUCUUUCAGUUUUAUUUCCAUUGCAUCUAACUAAACAACUGACCAUCAGGUAAUAGGAAGAGAGUCAUGAUCUGGUUUUAUGACAACUGCAUCAUUGGAUCGUGUCGGUUUCCUUCCCCACCUGCUCCUGUGGACUUCAUUGUAGUAACUGUGGAGCAAGACCAGUUAUGUUGUGUGACCUGUUCUUGUCCUGUUCUGUACCUAUGUCUUGGUAUUCUGAACUAUUUAUAUUAACAUAUAGAAAGACUUUUCUGAAGGAUUAUCUAGGAAGUAUAGCAAAUCAUUGCUUCAGAGGGAAGCGGGUCUGCUUCAAGUUUAAGUCUGCUGACUAGCUUCUGCAUUUUUUAAACUAAGAGUUGGCAUAUUUAGUAAUAAUUGAAAUUUCUUUUCACAGCAUUUUAUAGAAGCUCUUAAUUUUCUACCAAUAGCAUAUAUAUUACUACUAUUCUUUUUAUUAAAGGAGAAAAGAAUGUCCCAAAAGUAAUUAAGAAUUAAAUAAGGUAUAUAACAUGUU